Molecule: messenger RNA, 348 nt
Organism: Rangifer tarandus platyrhynchus (Svalbard reindeer)
Lineage: Eukaryota; Metazoa; Chordata; Mammalia; Artiodactyla; Cervidae
Source: the annotation of a GenBank genome assembly
AUGGCUAGUCCCGCUGUCACAUCAAGACAAAAGGCAUUUUUUUUCCCCCCAACCAAUCUGGUGUCUCUGGUGCUUCACUUAAAUCUUGCUGGUGCUAAGCGUGUUCUUGCUGGUGCUGCCAUGGUGUUCUGUUGCCAGACCCGCGAGGCCAGGGAACGAGAGAGAUGUCUAUUUUGCUGUUUUGGAUUCUUUUUUAAAAGGGAUCAGUCACAAAAGUGCCACUUGAGAGUCUUUUCUCUUUCUCUACGUGGGGAUGAAUAUCCAGAGGUGUUUUGGAGCAAACCUUGGGGUCUGGGAGGGAGGAGGUGGGUGCUGAUGCCACUGAGUGGCUUGCUGGUUACGAGAUAG